CUUAGCAAGACAAUUUAAUAUAUGGGAUCCUUCUUCUAAUCUAAUCCCAAACAUCCAUCCUUUUAAAGAACUCCACCGCUCUGCCCUAAGCUGGAGUCGUACUGAACUCAAUUAGCCGGAAAACGCAUCCGGAGUUGCUCGUCAUAGGAAGAAACUCCACCACAAACUGCAGGAGUUUCUCGUAGCAGAAGCCAUGUCUACAUCAUAUCUUCCUGCCACAACAGAUUCGAUUGCUCAAGCAUUGGAGGCCAAAAACCCUUCUGAUGCGAUUUCCAUUCUUUAUCGCGUUCUUGAUGAUCCAUCUUCUUCACCAGAAGCUCUGCGUAUGAAAGAGCAAGCCAUCACAAACCUUACUGAGCUUCUCAGGCAAGAGAACAGGGGAGAGGAUCUGCGCAGCCUUCUCACUUCGUUGAGGCCCUUUUUCUCCUUGAUUCCCAAGGCAAAAACUGCCAAGAUUGUAAGGGGAAUAAUUGACUCGGUUGCUAAAAUACCAGGGACAUCUGAUCUACAAAUUUCACUCUGUAAAGAAAUGGUGCAGUGGACUCGUGCUGAAAAGCGUACUUUUCUGAGGCAGCGAAUUGAGGCAAGGCUUGCAGCACUUCUAAUGGAAACUAAGGAGUAUUCAGAAGCCUUGACUCUUCUUUCUGGGUUGGUCAAAGAGGUUAGGAGAUUAGAUGACAAGCUUCUUCUUGUAGACAUCGACUUGCUGGAAAGCAAACUGCACUUCUCAUUAAGAAACCUUCCAAAGGCAAAAGCUGCCCUCACAGCGGCAAGAACAGCUGCAAAUGCUAUUUACGUGCCUCCUGCUCAACAAGGUGCCAUAGAUCUACAGAGUGGAAUCCUUCAUGCUGAGGAGAAGGAUUACAAAACUGCAUACAGCUAUUUCUUUGAAGCCUUUGAAUCUUUCAAUGCUCUUGAAGACCCCAAGGCUAUUUUCAGCCUGAAAUAUAUGUUGCUGUGUAAGAUCAUGGUCAAUCAAGCUGAUGAUGUUGGUGGAAUUAUUUCCUCUAAAGCGGGCUUGCAAUAUCUUGGACCUGACUUGGAUGCUAUGAAAGCUGUUGCUGAUGCCUAUUCUAAGCGAUCCUUGAAGUUAUUUGAAACUGCUUUGCAGGACUACAAGGCACAGUUGGAGGAAGACCCAAUUGUCCACAGGCACCUUUCAUCCUUGUAUGAUACCCUUCUGGAGCAGAAUCUUUGUAGAUUGAUCGAGCCAUUCUCAAGAGUUGAGAUUGCACAUAUUGCUGAGCUUAUUGAGCUUCCCAUUGAGCACGUUGAGCGGAAGAUGUCUCAGAUGAUUUUGGACAAGAAGUUUGCUGGGACAUUGGAUCAAGGUGCUGGAUGCCUCAUCAUAUUCGAAGAUCCCAAGACUGAUGCGAUAUAUCCUGCAACUUUAGAGACGAUUUCCAAUGUUGGAAAAGUUGUCGACAGUCUUUAUGUUAGGUCUGCCAAGAUCAUGGCAUGAACUCUCUAGUUAUUUAACUCCAUUGCCACAUUACCUCUUGCUGUUUUCGUUUUCAUGCUGACUAGUAUAUCAUUUGUUUAGUUUCUUUUGUUAAACUCUAAAAACCUUUUUUGGUGGUGUUGAGUUGAAUGUUUAAAUUGGCUUA
This is a messenger RNA of Trifolium pratense (red clover), 1607 nucleotides long. RefSeq names its product 26S proteasome non-ATPase regulatory subunit 11 homolog. Gene Ontology annotation, biological process: ubiquitin-dependent protein catabolic process. Gene Ontology annotation, molecular function: protein binding; structural molecule activity. Lineage: Eukaryota; Viridiplantae; Streptophyta; Magnoliopsida; Fabales; Fabaceae. The record is from RefSeq and is a predicted model, not a curated record. Bases 194 to 1462 code for a protein of 422 amino acids. The transcript is spliced from 2 exons. Gene Ontology annotation, cellular component: proteasome regulatory particle, lid subcomplex.